AUGACGAAUAGAAUUUCUCAAUUCCCAGUGUUGACCACGGACGAAUUCAAGAUUGCAAGUGCUACACUCUCCAGGAGAUUUGAGCAGCUUAAUUCUUCACAGAGCACGUGGCUGUCUGUGAACGUGCUUCGAGAGGAACAAUGUACAUUUCUACAAAUUCUGAAAGCCCGACCCGACCUCAAUGAAUCCACUACAAACAUCCAUGGGAGUGCAGAGCCCUUGCCGAUCGAGGAUGAUGACGAAGAAGAAGUGCUCCAAAAUGUGCGACCGUCGUCAGUGGUGAUAACUUACGACGUCCUACUCUCCCCAAGCUACCAAGUGCCAAUGCUCUACAUCAGCUUCAUAGAUGCGCAACAUCGUUAUCCACCAACAAUGGAAACACUCUAUAGAUACCUCAUACCGAGACAGUUCACAGAGCAAAUAAACAGUGUAGGCAUUAUUGGCGGUAUUACGAUAACGGACCAUCCACUCACGGGCUCACCUGUCUUCUUCAUACAUCCCUGUCAAACAGCUGCGGUCAUGGAAGCCAGCGUGGGUAACAAGGAACUGACACCCGUCGAGUAUCUCAUGGUAUGGAUUGGGGCCAUGGGUGGAUGCGUCGGCUUGAACAUUCCAAUUGCAUUAGCUCAAAAUGAUGAUACCCCGUGCAGCGAAUAG
This is a messenger RNA of Aaosphaeria arxii CBS 175.79, 657 nucleotides long. RefSeq lists its product as uncharacterized. The record is from RefSeq and is a predicted model, not a curated record. Gene Ontology annotation, cellular component: intracellular anatomical structure. The coding region runs from base 1 to 657 and encodes 218 amino acids. Lineage: Eukaryota; Fungi; Ascomycota; Dothideomycetes; Pleosporales. Gene Ontology annotation, molecular function: Atg12 transferase activity. The transcript is spliced from 3 exons. Gene Ontology annotation, biological process: macroautophagy; protein lipidation; protein modification by small protein conjugation.